AAAGUUCAAAGUGGGACGAUCAUGGACAGACCUGAGUGUGGGGAACAGAAAGAAUAUGGCAUCUUGCAGGCUACAGUCACCAAAAGAUGGAACAUAGGAGGACAGGGGCCUGGGAGAGUCACUUCAGUGUCGGGUAAACAACAGAGCAAGGCAAGUGUCCCGGAUGCUUGGUUUCCCACCCACCAGUGUCCGCUUACUCAAGUCCCUCCACCAAGCUAGUAAGAGUCCACAUUAGAACCUCACAGGCCUCCAGGUUACAGCUUUCCCAGGUUUGUUAUUUGGUUCUCUACUGCACAGAAUAGAUAGAGUUCUGAUACCCAUCAUAGUUAAGCAUCAGGAUUUUCUAAGAGGACAGAGUUAACAGUAACAUCAUGGCCUCGGCAGGACUCCAGCUCCUUGCUUUCAUCCUGGCCUUAUCCGGGGUCUCUGGAGUGCUCACCGCCACUCUGUUGCCUAACUGGAAGGUGAAUGUAGAUGUGGGCUCCAACAUCGUAACAGCCAUUGUGCAGCUGCACGGGCUCUGGAUGGAUUGUACGUGGUACAGCACCGGGAUGUUCAGCUGUGCCCUGAAACACUCCAUUCUGUCCCUCCCCAUUCACGUGCAGGCUGCGAGAGCCACCAUGGUCCUGGCGUGUUUUCUGUCUGCUUUGGGGAUCUGCACUUCCACAGUAGGACUGAAAUGUACUCGCUUAGGAGGGGACAGAGAAACCAAGAGCCAUGCUUCCUUUGCUGGAGGAGUCUGUUUCAUGUCUGCAGGAAUCUCCAGUUUAAUCCCGACAGUGUGGUACACAAAGGAGAUCAUAGCAAACUUUCUGGAUCUGACAGUUCCAGAAAGCAACAAACACGAACCUGGAGGAGCUAUCUAUAUUGGAUUCAUUUCAGCAAUGCUGUUGUUUAUCUCUGGCAUGAUUUUCUGCACCUCCUGUAUAAAAAGGAAUCCAGAAGCUUGGCUCAACCCACCCACGCAGCAGCCUAUCUCUACCACACAGCCAGAGAACAAUUCCACACACAACCUGAAGGAUUAUGUGUAAAUAUCUGCGUAAUGCAUAAUGGAACUUUUGGGUGCCAAAUGGGACUUUCAGAUUUUAAAAAAUUAGAAUCAUGCUUAACUUUCCCUACAAAGAAAGUAGAAUGUAAAAUACUUUAACAGCUACAAGGUAGUUUAAAAUGCCAAUUAAACGAUCAUAUACAA
Saimiri boliviensis boliviensis (Bolivian squirrel monkey) is the source of this 1192-nucleotide messenger RNA. RefSeq names its product claudin 20 (gene CLDN20). Gene Ontology annotation, cellular component: membrane; bicellular tight junction. Gene Ontology annotation, molecular function: structural molecule activity. Lineage: Eukaryota; Metazoa; Chordata; Mammalia; Primates; Cebidae. The record is from RefSeq and is a predicted model, not a curated record.